GUAGUAAUAUAUCCAAUAUUUUUGUCUCCAAGCUGUUCCUGGGAACAGCAGCAGCGCAAGUAAGAAUUCAUUGGGCCUCUCAAAUCUGGCUGCACUCCCCACCCCACCCCACCCCCCAAUUUCAAAUUUGAAUGCUCUAUUUAUCUAUCUAUAGAGAGACCCGACUCUUCCAGCUUCCUGUCUUGUCCUGUGUGUGCGCGCUCAUGGCGCGUCUUCUUCCCUUUGACUGCAUUGACUGCCUCGGCGUCUCCAAUUUCCCAAAACGCCAUUGACCCAUCCCUUCACUUGCCUUGCCUUAUUUAUAAGCACCGUUGGUUGAUGAUUGGUUGGUAUAUAUAAUCUCAGCCAAGAAUCUUCUCCCAUCCCAUUCAUGAGGAAAGCCUCGGAUUCGGAGAGCCACCCAGUUUCUGUUCAGGUGAGCUUUCAUGACGUUAAUACGAAUACAAGGAAUAGCAGCAUUGAUUUCUGCUCCAGUAGUGUUACUGGCUCUGACAUGAGUAGCAGUAAUACUAGUAAGUUGAGCGACGGGGCGAUCCUAGACAAGCACCAGCAAAUUGACGACAACGACAACGAUGAUGAUGAUGUUCAGAAUCAUCAUGAGGAGACUAGUCUCAGCUCCGUGGGGUGCUGCAAUGGCGGCCCAUAUUCGAAUCAAGUUAUUUUCAGAAGCGUGAAGCCGCAUAAAGGGAACGAUAAGCGGUGGGACGCAGUCCGACGAGUGCAGGCCAGAGAAGGGGAGCUGGGACUGCGCCAUUUUAGGCUGCUGAAGAAAUUAGGGUUUGGAGACAUCGGAAGCGUUCAUCUCGCGGAGCUGAGGACCACCGGCUGCCUUUUCGCCAUGAAAGUGAUGGAUCGAGCAAUGUUGGUUAGCAGAAAGAAAGUGGUGAGAGCUCAAACUGAGAAGGACAUCCUGUCUUCUCUAGAUCACCCCUUCCUCCCCACUCUCUAUUCCCACAUCCAAACCGACAAGUUCUCUUGCCUUCUCAUGGAGUUCUGCAGCGGCGGCGACCUCCAUUUGCUCCGCCAGCGUCAGCCCCACCGCCAUUUCUCCGAAGCAGCAGCCAGAUUCUACGCAUCAGAGGUGCUGCUGGCGUUGGAGUACCUACAUAUGAUGGGCGUGAUCUACCGGGAUUUGAAGCCGGAGAAUGUUAUGGUGAGGGAAGACGGCCAUAUCAUGCUCUCCGAUUUCGACCUAUCAUUAAGAUGCUUUGUGAAUCCGACUCUCGUCCCCUGCGGCAGCCAUGGCAUCAUUUCUUCAGCUUCCUAUUGCAUCCACCCGUCCUGCAAGUUGCCGCCGUCCUGCUUCCGACUUUUCAACUCCAGAACCAGAACCAGAGGCGAGAAACCUCCCGCCGGACUAGAUUCGCUUCCGGUCCUCGUGGCGGAGCCGACCGCGGCGCGAUCGAUGUCGUUUGUGGGGACGCACGAGUACUUAGCCCCCGAAAUUAUCAGAGGUGAAGGCCAUGGCAGCGCAGUCGACUGGUGGACGUUCGGCAUCUUCCUCUACGAAUUGCUUCACGGCAAGACGCCGUUUCGCGGCGCCGGCAACAGAGAGACGUUGUUCAACGUUGUCGGGCAGCCCCUGAAAUUCCCCGACGGAUCGGCGAUCAGCUUCGCGGCCAAGGAUUUGAUCAAAGGCUUGCUGGCAAAGGAUCCUCAAAAGAGAUUGGGGUUCAAAAGAGGAGCUACAGAAAUAAAACAGCAUCCCUUCUUCGAGAGCGUGAAUUGGGCUCUGAUCCGCAGCACGCCGCCGCCUCAAAUCCCUAACCCCGUCGAUCUUUUGCCUUCGUUGAAUCCAAAAAUGGCAGCUCCGGACAAUGCUACAAACGCCAAACAGUCGUCAGAUUCCUACUUGGAAUUCAAAUUCUUCUAACAAACUUUCCUCAAACUUGUAUGGAUUGUGUAUUAUCUGUUACACCAUUUUCUUUAAUUUUAUUUCAAUCGUUCUGCUACAGCUCACAGGUCAUCAUGAGUUUAGUUUUGGGUAAUACCUGAAUCUUGCUUGAAGAUCUAUCAAGAAGUAAGAAAUUUAUUGCCCGCUUGAGGAAUUCUGUUUUCUUCCCAAAAUCCGGGCAAAGUUCCUGUUUAUUGUUGCUCUAUAAUUAACCUGGUGAUUCCUGAAAAAGAAAAGAAGGAAAAAAAAACGAUAGAGACAAUGCAUUGUGGCAUCAAAUGGGAACUCGUGACUUAGCUUGUUCCAUGGCAUGCAAAUGCAAUGCACUAUGCUGCUUUAAUCCUCUGAGAUUCUGUUCUGUUAUGCUCAGUUCAGUUGCCUGAAUAAUUCCAGAGAUGCUCUUUACAGUGGGCAGUCCUUGCACAUAAAAAAUUUGCUUUCGAAAAUUGGGCCCACCUCUUUACACGUGCCAAAAUUAUAUCCUCCUUGUACAUUUCAGUUUCCUCUUGUAAUAAUUUCUGAAAGGUAAAAUCCAACAUCAAAUGGAUCCGUCGUCAUGUGGCAGUAAGCAUCCUCCUGCCAGAAUUGAAAACGUGAUUACCAGCCUAACCUAAGUUGUUGGGUUGGGCCCACUUAAUUUUGGGCAGCUUAACGAGAGGAGCCAAUGAUGAGAAAGAUCCCUUUGUCGAAGAGCUUCAAAGUCGUCUGCUAAUCUUAGCUUUGGAUGAUUACAGCAAGUGAAUUGAACCCAAGAAUCAUCUGUGAAUGUUAGAGAAUCUGAUGUGUGUGU
Messenger RNA from Andrographis paniculata, 2684 nucleotides. RefSeq names its product serine/threonine-protein kinase D6PKL2-like. Gene Ontology annotation, molecular function: ATP binding; protein serine/threonine kinase activity. The record is from RefSeq and is a predicted model, not a curated record. Bases 371 to 1873 code for a protein of 500 amino acids. NCBI's taxonomy places the organism in Eukaryota, Viridiplantae, Streptophyta, Magnoliopsida, Lamiales, Acanthaceae. Gene Ontology annotation, cellular component: nucleus; plasma membrane; cytoplasm. The transcript is spliced from 2 exons. Gene Ontology annotation, biological process: protein phosphorylation.